Kluyveromyces lactis is the source of this 2112-nucleotide messenger RNA. RefSeq names its product Zn(II)2Cys6 transcription factor. Gene Ontology annotation, biological process: positive regulation of transcription from RNA polymerase II promoter by galactose; DNA-templated transcription. The record is from RefSeq and is a predicted model, not a curated record. Gene Ontology annotation, cellular component: nucleus. Lineage: Eukaryota; Fungi; Ascomycota; Saccharomycetes; Saccharomycetales; Saccharomycetaceae. Gene Ontology annotation, molecular function: RNA polymerase II cis-regulatory region sequence-specific DNA binding; zinc ion binding; DNA-binding transcription factor activity, RNA polymerase II-specific. Bases 1 to 2112 code for a protein of 703 amino acids. The transcript has a single exon.
AUGGCACACACGGAAAUUGAAUUGAAUGGGAAUGCUAAGAGCAAGAGAGCAUGCGAAACUUGUAAGAGGAGGAAGAAACGUUGUUCCGGUGGUUUACCUUGUGAGUACUGUGUAAAGAUUGGAAAUCCACAAGGAUGCGAGUAUAAGACGAGGUUGACGAAGAAGAAUGUGAAAGUUUCAGAGAGAUAUAUUGCUUCUUUGAAAUCUAAGAUUCGAAUAUUGGAGAACAGAUUAGCUACUUUAGAUGGGACUAAAGACAGUUCAAAACCGGUAGAGGAGUUCAUAGGUGAAGAGAACCCAUUAAUAGAGACUAUCACCAGCCCUUCCGAGGAAAAAGAGCAUCAGAGUCUUUUCCAAAAUAAUCACAUGAGAAGCUCUGAUCUGUUCGAUGUUAAGAUUUAUGAUAAGAGUGAACGAAAACUACAGAUGAAGUACUCAGGAGAUUCGGCAUGUUUAAACUUCUUGAGGAGAAUUCAGCACACUCUUUUGAGUUCAGCUGGAAUGGAAAAAUUAGAUCAAGACCUUACCACUAAGCAUAUUGAAUUUGCAGCACAAAUAACCUGGGAUUCAGUUUGGCAACUGGCGUCCGACAUUCCCCGAAUUCAGGAAGCUCGGCAGCUGAUCUCGGCAGCUGGUACUGUUAUUGGAUCUGAUUAUUUAUUCAUGGACAACAAUUACGGUGACGUUAUCGUUCCCAGCAUGUUUUACCGUAGUAGGGAACAAAUCGAACACGAAUACUCUGCUUUGAUGUUCGCAGAGGAACUGGCCCUUUUCUACUCUUACCUUGCUCUGGGAUACCUUUUCCAGCCAAGUAGACAUUCUAACGGUACCAUCAGAACAACAAACGGCUUCGCAUAUUUCGAAAAAUCAUUGCAAAUCCUUGGAACCUUAUUUAAGCAUUUCGAUCAAUGCAUUGGUCCCUCUCUUAUACAGGCUUUUCUCUACGUUGCUUAUUUCGGCCUUUCUGUCGAUAAAAGUGCAUUUGCAUAUGUCAUGGUCGGUAACGCAAUUAGGAUAGCUUUCACACUUGGCAUUCAUAAGACUUCUGCGACGCCAAAGAAUAAUAGAAUUUUUUGGCUCUGUUUCCUUUAUGAUAGAUUGCUUGCCAUACGCUUUGGUUUCCCGUUGUUGAUAAAUGAGAUAGAAAUAGAGAUACCUUCCUGCAGCUCAUUUGAUACCGAUUUCUUAUCGAUAUCCCUUGAGAAGUAUCAUUUCGAAGCACAAGUUUCCUUGGCAAAGAUUACUACUAAUAUCAUCAAGAGAAUAUACACGAAAAACAGUUCGUCAUUUGUUCAUAAUUGUCAUGCUGUCCUGAAAGAACUCAAAGAUUGGUUUGAUGGAUUACCCUCAGAACUAAAGUUCGACUACAAUAACUUCAGUCUUGAAACUUCCAGACCAACCGUGAAUUUACACAUCAACUACAAUUACUUAAUCAUACUCACCACCAGAUCUGUUGUGUUUUAUGUCUUCAACAAACUAGUGUCUAGUGGGAAAACAACAGACGAACUGUUUGCCAAGAACUUGAGGGAGAUCAUAAUUGUACUUUUCGAAGCCAGCAUCAAUGCUGCCCAGAUUCAGAGCGUGAUAUUGACUAGACUAUACUAUGCUGGUAGAAUGAUGAAUCGAUCUUUUUUGGACUGCCACUACAUAUUCAACUCAAGUGUAGUCCUCAUAUUAGCAGCCUUCAUACAGUCGCUUCCCAAUUACCUGCUUAAUGAAAGCAGUGAUGUUAAUAUUUUGUUCAGCCGGGUUCAAGAUAAUCUUGACGUUUUACAACGUAUUUCUCAGUACAAUGUGGCAGGAUUCAAUUUCAAUAAGCAACUAACUGAACUAAUAGAACUUAUUAGCUGCGAACAAGUUCAGAAAAUGUACAACGGUAAUAUGCAAAGACAUUCUCUCAACGCGACUAGCGCAAUAGAAACUUUUACAAUUGCUUUAAAGUCACCAUCUGUUGAGGAAAAGAACAAUUCAUAUGAGGGCCAGGAGCUAUUAAGCCAUAUGGAUUUAUCAGAAGUUCUAGAAUUGAUGACAUCAAGCAACGGCUAUCCAAACUCUGGAACUUCUCACUUUGAUGAGGAUGAUUUCCUCAAGUUUUCAAACUUCAUGCUGUGA